This is a messenger RNA of Triticum turgidum subsp. durum (durum wheat), 1086 nucleotides long. Lineage: Eukaryota; Viridiplantae; Streptophyta; Magnoliopsida; Poales; Poaceae. The record is from the annotation of a GenBank genome assembly.
AUGGACGGCGGCGGCGGUGGCGGCGGUGGCGGCGGAAGCACAAGCGGCGACGAUGGGAAGCAGGAGAAGCACCUGGUGCUUGCCCACAAGCUCUUCCUGCUCUCCCACCCCGACGUCGACGACCUCUCCAAGGUCGACCUCCGCUCCGACGUCCUCUCGGCCGUCAAAUCCGAUGACAUGGCGCCACUGUUCGAGUCGCUGGCCGCCGCGGGCGUGCUGGAGCCGGAUGCCGUGCUGCUCUCCGAGAUGCGCGCCAGGAUCGACGAGGAGAUCCGCAAGCUCGAUGAGAAAGUUACUGAAGGAAAAACUGUAGCCAUUGGCCAGAAGAUGGAUCUUGUGUUCUACACUUUGCAAAUUGGCCUUUUCUACAUGGAUUUUGAUCUCAUCUCAAAAUCCAUUGAUAAGGCAAAGAAGUUGUUUGAGGAGGGAGGUGACUGGGAGAGAAAGAACAGAUUGAAAGUGUACGAAGGCUUAUACUGCAUGGCAACCAGAAACUUCAAGAAAGCUACCAGCCUGUUUUUGGACUCCAUCUCAACUUUCACAACCUAUGAGUUGUUUCCAUAUGACACUUUCAUCUUCUAUACAGUCCUCACAAGUAUCAUCUCAUUGGAUCGUGUAUCUCUAAAACAAAAGGUGGUGGAUGCACCAGAAAUCCUUGCAGUGAUUAGCAAAGUACCACACCUCUCAGAGUUUCUCAACUCUCUGUACAAUUGCCAGUACAAGUCAUUUUUUGUUGCAUUCUCUGGCUUGACGGAACAGAUCAAGUUAGACCGUUAUCUUCAACCUCAUUUCCGCUACUACAUGAGGGAAGUGCGCACUGUUGUCUACUCACAGUUUUUGGAGUCAUACAAGAGUGUGACGAUGGAAGCUAUGGCUUCUGCAUUUGGUGUGACUGUUGAUUUCAUAGACCAGGAACUUUCUCGCUUUAUUGCAGCUGGGAAGCUUCACUGCAAGAUUGACAAGGUCGCUGGUGUUCUGGAGACAAACCGGCCUGAUGAGAGGAAUGCUUUCUACCAGUCGACCAUCAAGCAAGGGGACUUCUUGCUAAACCGCAUCCAGAAGCUAUCCCGAGUCAUUGAUCUGUAA